This is a messenger RNA of Carassius auratus (goldfish), 1025 nucleotides long. Its product is annotated as CD209 antigen-like protein C. Lineage: Eukaryota; Metazoa; Chordata; Actinopteri; Cypriniformes; Cyprinidae. The record is from RefSeq and is a predicted model, not a curated record. The transcript is spliced from 5 exons. The coding region runs from base 24 to 851 and encodes 275 amino acids.
UCUACUGUAAGUAAGGGAAAAUAAUGGAAUCAGGGAACUUUUAUGUAUGCAGAAAUGUUACAAACAGAUCUAGCCCUCGAACACAGAUUCACUGUCAGGAUGAAGGAAAAUCGCGAAAGCAGAGAGGAAGUAGAUGUUUGGUGUUGAUCACAGUGAGUCUGGCGCUCAUUUGUGUUCUUCUGCUGGUCUUCAUCAUACUGCAGCAGACCACCAUCACAGCAGAGAGAGACCUGAUAAAGAGUUACAAGAGCACAGUUGAAGAGUUCAAUCAAACUAUCAGCAGCUUACAGGGCAAAUACAAUGAUGUCAAGAUUGAAAAAGACCAACUGCAGAACAACUUCAACUCUUUGAAUGUGAAGCUCGAGACCAGAGUCAAUAAUCUCACGUCUGAGAAAAGCCAGUUACAGAGCAACUUGGACUCUUUGAAACGGGAGUUAGAAAGCAGAAUCACAUCUUUAAAUGAUGAGCUGGGGAAAGAACAAUCUAAAAAGAGAAAUCUGUGUGGUCCAGUUUGUUAUUUCAUAGCCAAUGAGUUGAAGAGCUGGUCUGACAGCAGGCAGUACUGCAGGGAUCAUGGUGCUGAUCUGGUCAUUAUCAACACUGAAGAGAAGCAGAGACUCAUAUCUUCAUUAGUCAGUGAGCGAGUGUGGAUCGGUUUGUCUGACAUAGAGAACGAGGGCAACAUGACAUGGGUGGAUAGUUCAACAGUGAAUCAAACAUUUUGGUUUGAAGGAGAGCCAAAUAAUGCAGGUGGAAAUGAAGACUGUAUUGAACUGAUGCCUUCAGAGCCCACCCUGAACUGGAAUGAUCUGCCAUGCUCAGCGAACAGAAAAGGGAUUUGUGAGAAAUAGGGUUCAUCCCAUACUGUUGUGUUUUUAACUGCAUUGUUUUAUGAAAUCAAUGACGGACUGUGAUCGGCUAUGUUUCUGACUGAGGUCUUUUAAAACAGUUCACUUAUUUAAAUUUAUAUAAAAUGCUUUCAUGUCAUCAAUUUCGUUUUUUUUGGUUUUCUUUAACAUACAAGU